This is a messenger RNA of Geosmithia morbida, 1980 nucleotides long. Its product is annotated as nucleolar GTP-binding protein. Gene Ontology annotation, cellular component: nucleolus. Gene Ontology annotation, biological process: ribosomal large subunit biogenesis. The coding region runs from base 1 to 1980 and encodes 659 amino acids. The record is from RefSeq and is a predicted model, not a curated record. Gene Ontology annotation, molecular function: RNA binding; GTPase activity; GTP binding. The transcript has 4 exons. Lineage: Eukaryota; Fungi; Ascomycota; Sordariomycetes; Hypocreales; Bionectriaceae.
AUGAAGACGACCUGGAAGGACAUCCCUCCGGUGCCUACUCAGCAGGAGUUUCUCGACAUCGUGCUGAGCCGUACCCAGCGCAAGCUGCCCACACAGAUUCGUGCUGGUUUCCAAAUUAGCAGAAUUCGAGCCUUCUAUACUAGAAAGGUCAAGUUUACCCAAGAGACCUUCUCCGAGAAGUUUGGUGCCAUCCUCGAAAGUUUCCCCCGUCUUCAGGACAUCCAUCCUUUUCACAAGGAUCUUCUCAACACCCUCUACGAUGCCGACCAUUUCAAGAUCGCCCUGGGCCAACUGUCCACGGCCAAGAACCUGAUCGAGACUAUCUCCAGGGACUAUGUGCGCCUGAUAAAGUACGGCCAGUCGCUCUACCAGUGCAAGCAGCUCAAGAGGGCCGCCCUCGGUCGCAUGGCCACCCUGCUUAAGCGCCUCAAGGACCCUCUCAUGUACCUGGACCAGGUCCGCCUCCACCUGGGUCGUCUGCCUUCCAUCGACCCCAACACGCGCACCCUGCUCAUCUGCGGCUACCCCAACGUCGGCAAGUCGAGCUUCCUGCGCAGCGUGACGCGCGCCGACGUCGACGUCCAGCCCUACGCCUUCACCACCAAGAGCCUGUUCGUCGGUCACUUUGACUACAAGUACCUCCGUUUCCAAGCCAUCGACACCCCCGGCAUCCUGGACCACCCCCUCGAGGAGAUGAACACCAUCGAGAUGCAGAGUAUCACGGCCAUUGCCCACCUGCGGUCCGCCAUCCUGUACUUCAUGGACCUGUCGGAGCAGUGCGGCUACACGGUGCGCGACCAGAUCAAGCUGUUCCGCAGCAUCAAGCCCCUCUUCUCCAACAAGCUCGUCUUCAUCGUCAUCAACAAGAUUGAUGUGACCCGCCCCGAGGAGUUGGACGAAGACCUCCAGCAGGACCUGCAGAGCCUUCUCAAGUCCAACGAGGUCGAGAUGCUCCAGCUGUCGUGCAACACGCAGGAGGGCGUCCAAGAGGUCAAGAACGCCGCCUGCGAGCGUCUGAUCGCCGACCGUGUCAACCAGAAGCUCAAGGCGGGCACCAACAACAGCGGCGCCCUUGGCGGACGCCUCGCCAGCGUCAUGUCGCGCAUCCACGUGGCCCAGCCCAUGGGUGGUCAGACCCUGGAGACGCACAUCCCCGAGGGCCUCAAGGGCCGCAAGAAGUACGACAAGGACGACCCGGAGCGCCGCCGCCUGGCCAGAGACGUGCAAGACGAGAACGGCGGCGCGGGCGUGUACAGUGUCGACAUGCGCGAGGAGUGGGAGCUGGCCAACCCGGAGUGGAAGCACGACGCCGUGCCCGAGCUCCUGGACGGCAAGAACGUCUACGACUUCAUCGACCCGGACAUCGACGCCAAGCUGGCCGCCCUGGAGGAGGAGGAGGAGCGCCUCGAGAAGGAGGGCUACUACGAUUCUGACUCUGACAUCGACGACGAGGAGGCAGCCGAGAUCCUCGAGAAGGCCGAGAAGAUUGAGGAGCAGAUCGCGCUGACGCGCAACGAGGCGCGCAUGAAGAAGAGGCUCAAGAACCAGGCCAUCAUCCCACGCAAGAUGCAGAGGAAGAACCUAUCCGAGCUAGACGACGCCCUCGACCGCCGCGGCCUCGACACGACCGACAUCAUGGACCGCGCCCGAAGUAAGUCGCGCCCCCGCGGCCGCUCCCUGACCAGGAGCCGCGUCGGCACCGAGGACCCCGACGCCAUGGACCUCGACGAGGCCGCCACCCCCCGAGAGCGCCUCCGCUCCAAGAGCCGCGCCGUCAGCCGCGCCCCCACCACCAGCCGUCGCGACGACGGUGUACAGGAUGAGGAGUCCCGCACCAAGGCCGACCGCAUCUUCAAGCUCCACCAGAAGAAGAUGAACCGCAUGGCUCGCCAGGGUGAAGCAGACAGGCAUACUACUGCUGCAAUUACCAAGCAUCUGGUUGUCGGCAAGCGCGGUAUGGGCAAGACAAACAGGCGAUGA